Culex pipiens pallens (northern house mosquito) is the source of this 3334-nucleotide messenger RNA. RefSeq lists its product as uncharacterized. NCBI's taxonomy places the organism in Eukaryota, Metazoa, Arthropoda, Insecta, Diptera, Culicidae. The record is from RefSeq and is a predicted model, not a curated record.
UUAAAAAUCACCAAAUCUGGACGGGGGAUCGAACCCCGCCUCGAGCAAUUUUGAUUUUUUUGUUCAUGUCCAGGAAUUUCAAAAAUUUAUAUUUCCUCAACCUUCUCGUUGGGAGCAGAUGGGAAUCCAACCCAGAUCGUUUAUUAAGCGAACACCGUAACCAGUCAGCCACAGCCGCUCCUGCAACACUUGAAAAUUAAAUAAGGAUGCAAAAAGGAAAUUCCUCACCGGAUUUGAUCAACACGAUCUUGAACAGCCGUUUUAUGCCGCAGUAAGCACAAAUCCAAAUUUUGAUUGGCGAUCCUAACGGUUCCAAAAUUCAGACCCUCAGCUCCACCUAGUUGUGCAUAUUGGCCAACUUCCACUACAUAGAAAAAAUAUGUAAAUUUACACAGCACGUAAUUACUGUUUCUUAUGUAAACUCACUCAUUGUAAUGUUGAAAUAUGAUGUAAAGAGUAAAAAGUCAUGAAAAUUACUCCAAUGUAAAUUUAAAUCUAAUGUAAAUCAUGAAUCUAAUGGAAACGUUGUGCAUGGAAACUCAAAUUUUAUGAAUUUCUACCCGUGUUCGGCUUCCUGUAAAUUCCUAUUUAAUGUAAAUCAUAUAUGGGUCAUUCCACCUGAAGUGUGCAAGAAAAAAUGCAAAUUUGAAAAUUAUCAUCUCGGAUUCUGCUCAAAUUUGGCAGUGCUGUUGAGACUAUCAAAACAUGCAAAAUUCCCAGGGGGUGGCUCAUAAAAGAUGCAUCCGAUGUGUUCGGAUGCAUUAUAAUGCAUUUAAACUUGCCAUUUUAUUGCCUGCCUUUGCUAACCAAACGUCUUUCUCCUUUCCUUGCAGACUAAAAUAGUGCCGUUGUACUGACUAUCACAAUAGCAGCAAGGAUGAAUGCCGAAGAAAGGGGGCAGAUAAAGGAGCGGUUCUGGAAACGUGUCCAGAAGGUGAUCGGUCUCGUGCCGCAUCGAGUCAUGGCCUUGCUGGAUAUGUUCGACCUGUCAGCAUCGCAAGUCAUCGCUGAGGCAAGUGUGGAAUGGCCGAAACUCAUCGAAGAUGAUGUCAGAAAGAGUGGUGUCGAAAUUGUCGAUGAUGCCGUAAGCCGAGGGCUCGCAAGGUCAAAGUACGAUGUGUUUGGCCGGCAACAGAACGACCUGGCAACAUUCAGUUUGCAUGCCGCUGAAGAGGUUUCGAUCAACAAUGUAGGCAAAUUGAUCCAAAAGUACGGGAUACGCCAAUUCAUCGAGGGCUCACCGGUACUAGCGAGACGGUGCCAAGAAAUUGAUACAGACCAAGUAAAUCCUAUUGCUGACGAUUCGAAGAAAAUGCUUCUAGAGAAGUUGGCCAACUACUACCGUCAGCACGAGAAAUGUGGAGUCGACCCCGACUACUUCGUAGACUUGCCAGUGCUUACCAUUUCAAACACCGGGGACCAAGCGACAGUACGUGUUACGUGCGCAGUAUGCAAGAAAACACGUCCCAUGUGCAAGCGUUCUGGUGGCAAUUGGGUUACGAAUAAUCAGGUAAUCCAGCAUGUUCGUACACAUUUACGGGGAGUGGUCCGUAGAAGAGAAGAAGAACUGGCAAGUCUAAGUUCAGAAGAGGACACGGAUAGCGAUGGAGAUGGCGCUCACAGGGAUCGCGCUGUUGGUGGUGGCAGUGGAAGCGUUGAGGAAGCUGAUGUUGGCGGUGGCAGUAGUGUAGCUUCGAUAAACGAUAGCGUUGACGAAGCAGCUGUUGGCGAUGGCAGUGGUGGAGCUUCGAGAAGCGGUAGCAAUGAGGAAGCUGCAAAUGAUGGUGGCAGUAGUGAAGCUGCUGUUGUCGAUGGUGAAACUGUUGUUAGCAGUGGCGAUGGUGGACCUGCGGAAAGCGGUAACGAUGGUACAGCUCCUGUUAGCGCUGGCGGUGAUGGAGCUACUGAUAGCGGUGUAUGUCAACCGAGCAGAAAGUCUGUGGCAGACUUGAUCAAUCAGUAUCAAUACGCCGGCGAAGAACCACAGGACAGUGCAGUCGAAUGUCCUGUGGCAACUUCCAAGGCUUAUAACCUGAUUAAGCUCUAUGAGACCAUCGCAUUUAAGAGUGCAUGCAAGUUACACUACACCGAUGAAGAAAAGGACAUGUCGUUGUAUCGAUACAUAAUGGCUGGGAAGAAGUAUCAUGAGUUCAUGGUUGGGAAUGUUCCCGGCAUAAGCCGAGCUACCCUUCUAAGGCACAUGGACAAACAUACAACGGACAUUAAAGAUGGGGUGAUCGACGCGGCGGGUCUGAAGCGUUACCUGACCGAGAACGGCUAUCCGCUGACGGUGAUGCUUGCGGAGGAUGGGACGAGGGUUGCCCCGCGUGCCCAGUACGACGAGCGAACAAACACUUUGACUGGACUAGUAGCUCCGCUUGACCACACGGGACUUCCCAAACGAAACUACUUUGACGCCAGCAAUGAGCAGGAUAUGGCUGACAAGUUGAAAAAUUGCCGACUGGCAAGCACUGCAUACGUUCAACUAGCAGUACCUCUAGAUCCAAAUGCGGCCCCGUACGUGCUGUUCUACAUGGGUACGGACAACAGCUUUACGUAUGCAGAUGUACUCAAGCGUUGGCUUCACACCAUCGACUUGCUGAAGAAGCAUGGCAUCACCGUUUUUGGUAUAGCUUCAGAUGGGGACCCAACUCUCCUGAAGGCAAUGCUCAGCAUCAUGCAAUUGGCAGAUGUACCGUGUGAUGAGCUAGGUGUUAGAUUUCUUUGGAAACUUGUUCAGCGCACCUUUCUGUACCAAGAUAUAACGCACACAGUGAACAAACUAGCGCGCAAGUUGUUCAAUCGCAAACGAGCGUUAAUGAUUGGUACAUCGGUGGCUAGCGUUACCCACCUCGAUGCCCUGUUGGAAGGUCUCACGUACGGUGAUCUUCACCCGACCGACCUCAUGAGCUUUCGACCUACGGAAAAAGUAAUGGAGGAAGCCGUUAUCAACCUGUUGGAGGAACAUGUGCCUGGUAGCGAGGGCACGGUAGUGCUGCUCCGCUACAUGAGCGCUAUAUACCGAGCAUAUACUGAUGUAUCGUUGGCGCCGAUUGAAGCCAUCUCAAUGCUCUGGUACAGUUAAUCUAUGGCGCAAUUGUUGGGUUUAAAUUAAACACCGUUUAUUUCCACAGGGAGGCGUUGUUUUUCAUGCGGGCGUGGAGGAACUGGACAUUGAAGAAUAGAACAAGCAGCUUCCAAUGUGUGACAGCAAACACGUACGAUUGUCUUGAGAUAAAUGCUCACAGCAUUGUGCUGGCAGCAAGAGACUGCCGCGAUCGUGGCCGACCCGAGGAAUUCUUAGUGAGGUGUUUCGGCAGUCAGGAUGCAUCUA